Pyrgilauda ruficollis (rufous-necked snowfinch) is the source of this 2420-nucleotide messenger RNA. Its product is annotated as zinc finger protein 883-like. Gene Ontology annotation, biological process: regulation of DNA-templated transcription. NCBI's taxonomy places the organism in Eukaryota, Metazoa, Chordata, Aves, Passeriformes, Passeridae. The record is from RefSeq and is a predicted model, not a curated record. The coding region runs from base 169 to 2295 and encodes 708 amino acids. Gene Ontology annotation, molecular function: RNA polymerase II cis-regulatory region sequence-specific DNA binding; DNA-binding transcription factor activity, RNA polymerase II-specific. The transcript is spliced from 5 exons.
AUCCCCUUGCUCUCAGUGUCUCUCCCAGUACUCUCCCUGUUGUUCCCAGUGCUCCACUAUUACUCGGAGUGCCGCGCGCGGCGCGCUUGUUUUGCAACCCCCGCAGGGCAGAGCGCGGCUGCUUUUGGGUAUCAGCACUUGCCCGGGCCGGACUGGGACGGAGGACGAAUGGGAGGAAGAGGAUGGACAGAGGAACAGGAGAAGGAAGAGGAGGAGCCCAAACACCACGCGGUUUCCCCGCUCCGGCCGCAGCUCCCCCGGCUCCUGCUGCAUCGCCCCCCGGAACCCGCAGACAAGGAGCUGAGGACGGAGACCAUUGAGGACAAAUCCCCACAGCAGAACCUCGUGGAAGAGGCUGUUUUGAGCGGCUCCACAGCACAGGAAUCCAAUGGGGUGGAAAAUCCCCGGAGAUCCCGCACGAGGAGGGGCUGCAAACGCAGAUCUCGGGGAUCCGAGGAGGAAAGCCCCCCCCUGGGCCGGGGUGGUGGCCAGAGCUUGGAGCAGGGGGUCCAUGAGCAGCUCCAGGAUGGGGAGAAGCCCCACAAGUGCUCGGAAUGUGGGAAGAGCUUCAGGUGGAAAUCCAACCUAGUCGAGCACUGCAGAAUCCACACGGGGGAGAAGCCCUAUGAGUGUGGGGAGUGUGGGAAGAGCUUCAGCCAGAGCUCCCAUCUGAUUGUCCACCAGAGGAUGCACACUGGGGAGAGGCCCUACGAGUGUGAUAAAUGCAAGAAGAGGUUUCAGACCAAGUCCUGUCUCCUCAGUCACCAACGCAUUCACACAGGGGAGAGGCCCUUCCAGUGCCCUGACUGCGGGAAGGGCUUCAGGGAGAAAUCCACCCUCGUAAAGCACCGGCGCAUCCACAGCGGGGAGAGGCCCUACGAGUGUGGUCAGUGCAGGAAGAGGUUUCACACCAGCUCCUACCUCCUGCUCCACCAGCGCGUUCACACAGACGAGAGGCCCUUCCUCUGCCCCGACUGCGGGAAGGGCUUCAAGGAGAACUCCAGCCUCGUCACCCACCGGCGCAUCCACACCGGAGAGAAGCCCUACGAGUGUGGGCAGUGUGGAAAGAGGUUCAGAGAGAGAUUCAGCCUGAUUCUCCACCAGAGGAGCCACACAGGGGAACGGCCCUACGAGUGUGGGGAGUGUGGGAAGAGCUUUAGAGAGAGCUCCAGCCUGACUGUCCACCAGAGGAGCCACACUGGGGAGAGGCCCUACGAGUGUGGGGAGUGUGGGAAGAGUUUCAUUACAAGCUCCAGCCUGACCGUCCACCAGAGGAGCCACACCAAGGAGAACCCCUACGAGUGUGAUCAAUGCAAGAAGAGGUUUCAGACCAUCUCCACUCUCAUCGUGCACCAGCGCAUUCACACAGACGAGAGGCCCUUCUGCUGCCCCGACUGCGGGAAGGGAUUCAGGGAAAACUCCCCCCUCAUCAAGCACCAGCGCAUCCACACCGGGGAGAGGCCCUACGAGUGUGAUCAGUGCAGGAAGAGGUUUCACACCACCUCCGAUGCCCUCAAGCACCAGCGCAUUCACACAGACGAGAGGCCAUUCCGCUGCUCCGACUGCAGGAAGGGCUUCAAGCGCAACUCCAACCUCGUCAGGCACCGGCGCAUCCACACUGGGGAGAGGCCCUACGAGUGUGGGCAGUGUGGGAAGAGCUUCUCCCAGAACGCCCAACUGAUCAUCCACCAGAGGAGCCACACGGGGGAGAGGCCCUACGAGUGUCCCCAGUGUGGGAAGAGCUUCACCAGGAAAAGCCAUUACCACUUACACUGCAGGAGUCACACAGGAGAACGGCCCUACGAGUGUGCCACGUGUGGGAAGAGCUUCUGCGACCGCACCGCCCUGAUCAAACACCUGAGGAGCCACACGGGGGAACGGCCCUACAUAUGUGAGGAGUGUGGCAAGAGCUUCAUCCAGAGCUCCCACCUGGCUGUCCACAUCAGGAGCCACAAUGGGGAGAGGCCCUAUGAGUGUAGGGAGUGUGGCAAGAGCUUCAUCCAGGGCUCCAGCCUGAUUGUCCACCUGAGAAGCCACAAUGGGGAGAGGCCCUAUGAGUGUGAGCAAUGCAGGAAGAGGUUUCUGAGACAUUCCCAUCUCCUCCGCCACCAGCGCAUUCACACAGAUGAGAGGCCCUUCUGCUGUCCUGACUGUGGGAAGGGCUUCAAGCAGAAGUCCAACCUCAUCAGGCAUCAUCGCGUCCACACCGGGGAGAGGCCCUACGAGUGUCCCGAGUGUGGGAAGAGCUUCUCACAGAGCUCUACCUUGACCAGACACCAACGAAGCCACCACUAAGGGAAGCCCUGUGAGUGCCCCGAGUACAGGAAGAGAUUUGUGUGCUGCUCCAGCUCCAUCCCCCAUGGGAGGAUCUGCUCUGGAUGAUCCCCAGUGACCCCAGUGGGCAGAGCCCCGGUGAUCCA